Molecule: messenger RNA, 3726 nt
Organism: Tetrahymena thermophila SB210
Lineage: Eukaryota; Ciliophora; Oligohymenophorea; Hymenostomatida; Tetrahymenidae
Product: tetratricopeptide repeat protein
Exons: 11
Molecular function (GO): protein binding
Source: RefSeq, a predicted model, not a curated record
AUGAAGAAGUUAACAAUUCAGCUAACCCUAACAGUUUCUUUGCCUAUAAUAGUAGGAGUGUUCUCAGUUUUAAUAAUGUUCUAUUAAAACUUAUGGGAUGCUCUCGAAGCAUGGGAAUAAGAUAGUGAAAUGUGGAUUUUGUAGACUUAAAAAUAAAUGUUGAUGAAUUCUAUUUACUCUUCUAAAAUUAUUGAAGGAUAUAGCUUUACUCAGGUGUAAAUACAUAUGAGUGUUAUAAAUAAACUAUUGAAAAAAUAUUAGAAUAAUGAAAUAACAGUUAAUAAGUAGGCUUAUUUUACAGUGUGUUCUUAUAGAGAAUUGAUUUUUAACCAAUGCCCAGAAAAUGUUUAUAGUUAAUUGAAUCAAAGCUAGUAUUAUGUCGAUUUAUAUUUCGUUAGAUAAAAGUUUAGGUAUGAUCUACUAACACAGGAAUAGCAAUACUUUAUAUAAAUGAAUGAUUUUAUUUCUUUCUAUGGAAAAUCUGCCUUUUAUGCUUCUUAGCUCGAAGGGUUAAUCUAACUUGCAUUCAUAUAUAACAAUGAUAAAACAUCAGUUUAAUAAGGAAUUCCUUCAGGAUUUUAUAAUUAUACCGACUCUGAAUAUGAGUCUUGCCUUGGUAAAGAUUUUAUUGAGCCAUAUGAUCCUAGAUGCAGAAAAUGGUACUAAUUUGCUGCUAAAAAUCAAGGAUAAUUUUUUUUUGAGCCCUAUCUCGAUUCUAUUGGAAAUGAUCUACUUAUGACUCUUUCUAGCUAAAUUACUAGAUAGAAUGAAUUUUACUCUGUAAAUAGCAUUGAUAUUUACAUGAUUAAUCUUAAAAAUAUAUUUGGUUAGACUUAAACUAAUUGCUCAUACUCUGUCUUACUUCAUGAAUUUAAUAGCACAGUAUUUGCCCAUCCUUUACUAGAUAAAAGUAAUUUAACUUCUUGGCCAGACUUAGAAUAUAAUGACUUAGCAUCCAAUUGUUAGGGUUAGUAGAAAUUCUAAGAAUGCACUUUGGAAAAGCAAUCUUUUUAAUAUUAAAUCAGUUAAACUCAAGAUUUUAUUAAAACUGGAAAUUAUUCUUUAGAAUAAAAUUAAAAUUUAGAUAAACUGUAUUAGUAAUGGUCGAAAUUCGGAAAUAAAAAAAUAAGCAUGAUUUAUCCAAUUUUAAGUUAAGUUAAUGAGAGCUAAUUACCUUACUCAUACUCUAUUGUUCUAACAGCUCGAGUAUUUACUGAUAAUAGAGAGUCUUUGAAACUAUUCAAUUUAUUAAAUGCUAAUUAUAUUAAAAUUCCAAUUUUUGUUUCUUUUAUAGCUUUAAUUGUAGCUAUUGUAGUAUUUAUUAUCAAUUUUGCUAGAUUUUAAGUGCUUUAAAUAUGGAAACCAAUUGGCUUAUUAACUACAUUUUUAAAAAAGAGUCUAUUGCAAGAUUAGUCUUGCAGCAGGACUCUUACAACUUAAUUUGAUAGGGAGACUUUGAGGUCUUAACCAACCCACUUCAGAAAAAGCUCUGAAAAAAGAUAAACUAAGCUGACUUCAACUUAAUUUGUAAACUAGCCUGACUAUAUUUAUACCUAUUUCUAAAAAUUAGAUUCAAAUGAUUCGGUAAUUCUAAGAAGCCCUUUAAGUAUCCGAUCAACCAAUUAACCUAGCUAAAAAGAAAAAUAAAUAACUGAGUCACCUCUUAGCUAAUAUAGAACGUUUAGAUUGAGCUAAUAUUCAGAAUAAGAUGAAGAUAUGCCUAUAAAAGAGGGAUAGACAGAAAGCUUACAAACAAUAAUGACAGGUAAAGUGUCAUAAUUUUAUUAGCAUAAAAAUAAAAGUAUGAUUUAAAUAGGUACGCUAAAUCAAUAAUAAUAAGAAUAGGAAAUUAUAAUGCUAUAAAAAGAAGAAAGUGAGACAAAAAAAAUCUUAAAAGGAUUGAAACCCAUGUUUUUAGAAAUGAAAGUGAUAAAAAAGACAUUUCAGGAUUUGGAGUUUGUUAUUAAUUACUCCGUUUAAUCAUCUUAGAUAAGUAGUACUCAAGAUAGUUUAAAUGCUCUUUUUCAUUUUGCCAAAGCAAAGGAGCUCUUUUUAAAGCUAAACAAUUAAACUGGUUUAAGCCGCUGUUAUUUUAAUUUGGGACUAAUAUACCUCCUAAAGUAUGAGUACAGUCUAUCUUCCGAGUAUUUUUAAUCUGCUAUAUAAAUUAAUUUGAAUUUAAUUGGAGAAGAUUAUUCGACAUUAACAAGUUAUAAACUUCUUUAGGGUUUAGAUUAGGAUUCAAAAGACUAGCUUAUUAUAUUUGCAAAAAGAAUUUUUUCAUUUGCCUACAGCUAAAAGUGCUCAGCCUUUUAAUAAAUUUAUAUAGAAUAAAAGGAAUAUUAUGAUGAUUAAUUAGAGAUGCUAAUUAAAAAUUUACAUUCUUUUUAGAUUUAUGCAAAUAAAAAAACAAAAUUAGAUAUGGAACAAUAAAAUGUUUUAUCUUUGUUGAAAGAAUCUCUAAACUAAUAUUAUCAAGUUGAAAAAAUAAUUGAAAAUCAUUACUUGGAUUUCUCUGAUAUCUUUAAAAUCUUUUUGUAUCAAGAAAUAUCUGAAAUACUUAUUUAUUUAGGCUAGAUAUAAAAAGAAUUGACAAAUUAUUUCAAAAAAAUAUAAUUCUUAUUUGUCGCCAAUAAUAUCUUCAUUUCAAAUGAUUAAUUUAAUUAAACAAACAGCAUAUUUAGGAAGAAAAAAACAAUUUAGAUAUCAAAUUACAAUGUAAAAGCUAUCAUAUGUGAAACAUUUAAGAGCAAGCAUUUAUUUUUGCUUGGAAUGACAGAGAAAGUUAGAAAAAACUGGUUACAAGCUAUUGAAUACUUAACAUAGAGUUUGGAAAUAUCUACUCACUAUGACCACUUUUAGAAAAUGAGGACAAUUUAAAUUUUAGCUAAACUUUUUUAAAAAUAUUGCUUAAAAUAAGAUUUUAUUGAUGAAGAGUAUCUAAACACAGAAUUAAGAAUCCCAAUAGAUACUACAAUUCUUCUCGAAUUAGAUCCGACAUUUAGAUAAUGCAAUUUCUUACAAAUAAUCAAUGGUUUUAAAAAGUAUAACUUUUUAGGUAAAAAUGAUAGAAUCUAAAUUAUUGUUUAUAACAGAUAAAUUAACUAAUUUAUGCCCUAUACAAUAAUUUAAAAUAAUGACCAUUGGAAAAUAAUUCUAGACUCACUAUCAAAUUUAAGAAAAGAAUUUUAUAUAUAUGAAGAAAUUACCUAAAGUUAAAUUUAGCUAUAGCAAGCCCUUAAUUUAUGCGUUGCUACUUAUAUUUAUGAACAAAAACCUUUAGAAACUACACCUAAAAUUAAGCAAAAUUUAAUUCAAAAUAAAAAUCAUAAAAUUUAAGAACUUGAUUAUACUAAAAAUAAUUAAAUUUACUUAAACAAUUUGAAAAGAAAAAAGUUACUACUCCUUUUAUCAAACGGAGACAUUUAAAGCUUUAAAUACAUAUCUUAACAAAAAGAGCUUAAGAAUCAAAGUCUUAUCAUUUAUCAUAUAAAAGAUAAGCUGAAUUAUGAAUACAAAGAAUAUCAAAACAAACAUUUAAAAUAUGAACUAUUAUCAAGCCAAAAUGAUUUGAUUGCAAAAUUAAGUAAAUUGAGGUUAAAUGAAAACAUAGAUUCAUAAAGUGUAAAUAGAUUAACUAAAAUGAUUUCAUUGUAAAUGCAAAAAAAGUUUCCAAAAAUAUUAGAUUCUUAGAUCAACAUUAUCAUUAUAUGCGGACAAAAGUGA